Molecule: messenger RNA, 690 nt
Organism: Ostrinia furnacalis (Asian corn borer)
Lineage: Eukaryota; Metazoa; Arthropoda; Insecta; Lepidoptera; Crambidae
Gene: l(1)sc
Product: lethal of scute
Exons: 2
Coding region: 63-638 (191 amino acids)
Biological process (GO): regulation of transcription by RNA polymerase II; developmental process
Molecular function (GO): protein dimerization activity; RNA polymerase II transcription regulatory region sequence-specific DNA binding; DNA-binding transcription factor activity, RNA polymerase II-specific
Source: RefSeq, a predicted model, not a curated record
AUCCACCGGCGACCUCCGCGCUGCACGCACACGUGCUCUCUCGACACCACACACGACUCGCGAUGCCGAUGGCUACCAUUCACGCUUAUCAAAACCUCGAUCACAAACUGGCGCAACUCCAGGCACCGGCGCCUCGGAAGCUCGCUCCCGCUCCUGUCGAUCCUGCUCGCUGCAAAAAGAGAUCCUACCUCCAUCAGCCCUACCCGACCCAACCGGCUUCCGUGGCCAGGAGGAACGCCAGGGAAAGGAACAGAGUGAAACAGGUCAACAACGGGUUCGCUGCGCUUCGACAACACAUACCAUCAGCUGUUACUGCCGCCUUAGCUGGAGGUAGGGGCUCAUCAAGAAAACUUAGCAAAGUGGACACAUUGAGGCUGGCAGUGGAGUACAUCAAAAGUUUAAAACGACUGUUAGAAGAAAGUGAAGAAGGAUGUACAGAUGCACAAAUGGCCUUGGGCAUGAACACAAGUGGACCCCACACACCUCCCCUAUCAGAAGAAUCUCAUUCACCGGCUCCUUCCCUCGUGUCGGAAAGUUCAGCAGGACCCAGUUCUCAUGACGCAUACGACUCGUACGAACCCAUGAGCCCGGAAGACGAAGAGCUUCUAGACGUCAUAUCGUGGUGGCAACAGCAAUGAUCAAAGGAACCGUGGCUUACGGUGAUCAAAGUGCGGCCAUUCAGGCGCUUGU